Messenger RNA from Astyanax mexicanus (Mexican tetra), 5093 nucleotides. It is a transcript of the gene ndst2a, whose product is annotated as N-deacetylase/N-sulfotransferase (heparan glucosaminyl) 2a. Lineage: Eukaryota; Metazoa; Chordata; Actinopteri; Characiformes; Acestrorhamphidae. The record is from RefSeq and is a predicted model, not a curated record. Gene Ontology annotation, molecular function: deacetylase activity; heparan sulfate N-sulfotransferase activity. Gene Ontology annotation, cellular component: Golgi apparatus. The transcript has 18 exons. Bases 1279 to 3945 code for a protein of 888 amino acids.
GCCAGCUGCUUUGGUGUCUUAAAUCAACCUAAAGAGUCUCCCCGUUUCUGUGCUUCACUUGGUUUCGUCCGGAGUUUCGGCCAGGAGUAGCGACCCAACAUCAUCAGAGCUCAGUGAAAAUGGCGGCUUUGUGGACGAUGCUGUCAACUAGACUUUGAAUUUUGCGGGUUUUUGACAAGCUUACCAGCCGCGCAGAAGCUCAGUAUUGGAUAGGUGUAUUAAAGAAGGCGUCUGAUGGCUGAUAUGUUAACUGACUGAUUUUACAAUGGAGGAUCUUCAGCUUCUUGCCAAGUCGCUUGUCUGCAGCGCACACACAAGGCUUUUCUCGCUGUGAAUGGCUUUGGUUCAGGACUGCAGUCUGAUCUGAGAUUUGAGCUGCACUGACAUUAAGGAAGGACUGCUGUGAAUCAAAGAGAGCUGGAUUUAUCUCAAAUUUCCACCCACAUGCAGAGAACCCAGCGUGUCCGCUGACUGACAGGCCCACGGAAAGCUGCGUCCAGCGAGAGGGCUCCGGGUGGUCCAGCGGACUAAGGUGCUGCCAUCACGAUCGGAAGAUCGCUGGUUUGAAUCCUGGUCAUGCAGCUUGCCAUCUGCUGCCAGAGCCCUGAGAGAGCACAAUUGGCCUUGUUCCCUCUAGAAUUACUCUAGUCUUGUCUACUCCUGUUCCGACCAUGGCCAGGCUGGACCUCUGCAGGGGGCACUGUUCAUCCUUUUUCCCCCACCCAGGACACCUUAAGCUCAGCCACUGAAGGCACCUGAGCUCAAGGACCGCCGGCCACCCAGCUCCAUUACACGUCAUAAAAAAGCCUGUGUCAUAUUAAGACGUACAUGUUUGUAGGAGCAAGAGGCAGCAGAGCGGCAAGAGAGGAGAGAAACGGCUGAUCCUUUGUGGAGAGGUGGAGGCGGAGGAGUGUCGUAAGGAGCGAGAGCAAGAAACCCAAUCCUCUUAAGCCGAGCUGAGAACGAAGCUGAUACAGAGUGUGCCGGAGAAAGAGAGCGUGCUCGUGUGCGAGUAUACAGCAGUCCGUCAAGCGUUGGAGAAGCUAACUCUUCGACUCGAGGUGGGCAGAGGCAGCAUUCACAGCAGGUGGCACGUCAUGGGCUAUGGGGGCCAUGGUGACUUAGCGUAAAUGGCUCCUCCUUGCUCGAAACCUGUGCCAUUGCGUGCUGCCCACCCUUUUCCUCUUUCCUCCUCUUCCUCUGUUUCUUCUUCUCCCUCUGGCUGCGAGGCUUUGCUCUGCCCCAAAGCUGCCCCGGCCCCCUGCUCUCUUGGCGGCCAUGGGCCUGUGGAAGCUCCUGCGGGGCGUCAGGCAGCUGGAGCUCCACCGGCUCAUCCUGGUACUCAUCGUCUUCUGCCUGCUCUCCAUGGCCUUCCUGGCUUACUAUGUCAGCAACAGCCCCAAGAUAAAGGAGGCACCUCCGUUGCCCUUCAGUGACUGCGGUGGGGUGGUGGCUGCCGGGGAUGGGGCACAACGAUCCCCCCUUUUUCUGCCCCCCUUUACUGGCCACCAACGGACGGUCAAACCAGUAGAUAACUCCCGCACAGAGCCUGUGGUGCUUGUGUUUGUGGAGAGCAUCUACUCACAGCUAGGCCAGGAGAUCGUGGCCAUUCUGGAGUCCAGCCGUUUCCGCUACCACACUGAGAUCGCCCCUAGCAAGGGAGACAUGCCAACGCUAAUGGAGCGAGACCGCGGCCGCUACGCUCUGGUUAUAUAUGAGAAUGUUCUUAAAUAUGUCAACUUGGACGCCUGGAAUCGUGACCUGCUGGAUAAGUACUGCUCAGAGUUCAGCGUGGGAAUCAUCGGCUUCUUUAAAGCCAAUGAAAACUCGUUGCUCAGCGCGCAGCUCAAAGGCUUCCCACUCUUCUUGCAUUCCAACCUUGGCCUACGGGACUACCGCAUCAACCCUGCUGCUCCACUGCUCUACAUCACCAAGCCCAACGAGGUGGAGCAGGGACCAUUACCCGGGGACGACUGGACCGUUUUCCAGUCCAACCACAGCACCUAUGAGCCGGUGCUCUUAGCCAGUACCAAGUCAUCAGAAGCCUUGGCUCAUCUAGGUCCUCAUCGAGCACUUCACGCAACUGUGGUGCAGGACCUGGGCCUCCAUGAUGGCAUCCAGAGAGUUCUUUUUGGGAACAAUCUUUCAUUCUGGCUGCAUAAGUUGAUUUUUGUAGAUGCCAUUGCCUAUCUGACAGGCAAGAGACUCUGCUUGUCUCUGGAGAGACAUAUGCUAGUGGACGUUGAUGACAUCUUUGUUGGCAAGGAAGGAACACGAAUGAAGGUGUCAGAUGUAAAGUCUUUGCUCAACACACAAACUAAACUACGAACACUAGUUCCUAACUUUACCUUCAACCUUGGAUUCUCUGGAAAGUUCUACCACGCAGGUACUGAGGAGGAGGAUGAGGGGGAUGACAUGUUGCUGCAGCACAAGGAGGAGUUCUGGUGGUUUCCUCACAUGUGGAGUCACAUGCAGCCGCACCUCUUCCACAACGUCAGUGUGCUCUCUGAGCAGAUGAGGCUCAACAAGCUCUUUGCUCAGGAGCAUGGCAUCCCCACAAAUAUGGGAUAUGCUGUAGCACCACAUCACUCUGGGGUGUAUCCCGUGCAUAGCCAGCUGUAUGAGGCCUGGAAGAGCAUUUGGGGGAUCAAAGUGACCAGCACAGAGGAGUACCCACAUUUAAGGCCAGCACGUCAUCGCCGGGGCUUCAUACACAAUGGAAUACAGGUGUUGCCCAGACAGACGUGCGGCCUCUUCACCCACACUAUCUUCUAUAAUGAGUACCCAGGGGGCUCUCGUGAAUUGGACAAGAGCAUCCGUGGAGGAGAGCUUUUCCUCACUGUCCUCCUCAACCCUAUCAGCAUCUUCAUGACUCAUCUCUCUAACUAUGGAAACGACCGCCUAGGCCUCUACACUUUUGAGUCUCUGGUGAAGUUUGUGCAGUGCUGGACCAACCUGCGGCUGCAGACGCUGCCUCCUCUGGAACUGGCAGAAAAAUAUUUUCAGAUCUUUCCAGAGGAGAGAGACCCCCUGUGGCAGAACCCCUGCCAUGACAAGAGACACAAAGACAUCUGGUCUAAAGAGAAGACGUGUGAUCGGCUCCCCAAAUUUCUUGUUAUUGGUCCCCAGAAAACAGGAACCACAGCCUUGCACUCGUUCCUCACCCUUCACCCAGCCAUCACUAGCAGCUUCCCCAGUCCUGUCACUUUCGAAGAGAUUCAGUUCUUCAAUGGGCCCAACUAUCACAACGGCAUCGACUGGUAUAUGGACUUCUUUCCCUUUCCCUCAAAUGUGAGCACAGACUUCAUGUUUGAGAAAAGUGCCAACUACUUCGACACAGACGUAGCCCCCAAAAGGGCUGCAGCCUUAGUGCCCAGAGCCAAGAUCAUUGCUGUGCUUAUAAACCCAGCCGACAGAGCCUAUUCCUGGUAUCAGCACCAGCGAGCUCAUCAGGACCCUGCUGCCAUAAAUUACACCUUCCACCAGGUGGUGACAGCAAGUCCAUCCUCACCUAAGGAGCUUUUGGUGCUUCAGAGCCGUUGCCUUAAGCCUGGAGAGUACGCCACUCACCUGGAGCGAUGGUUACUACACUUUCAGUCCAGACAGGUCUAUAUAGUAGAUGGAGCCCUACUUCGCUCCAACCCUGCCCUGGUAAUGGAGGGCAUCCAGAGGUUCCUGGGGGUCACUCCCAUCUUCAACUACACCCAGGCUCUCAUGUUUGAUGAGAGUAAGGGGUUCUGGUGCCAGAGGAUUGAAGGAGGUCGACCCAAGUGUCUGGGGAAAAGCAAAGGCAGGAAAUAUCCAGAAAUGGCACCUGAGACCCGUGCCUUCCUGAUGGAGUAUUACCGGGAGCAUAACCUGGAGCUCUUGCGGCUGCUGAACCGCCUGGCGCAGACGCUUCCCUCGUGGCUUAGAGAGGAGCUUCAGAGCAGCAGCUGGAGCUGAGACAGUGGUGCUUGGCCCCAGGCCACUGAAUCCCCAGCCACACAAACAUGCACACACACACAGGACACCUAGGAACAUGAGACACUCAGGGCUGUCUCAGCUCCUCCUGCCCCUCCAUGGAACACUAUAGUAUUGGAAACACUAUAGUAACAGUGAUGAGAUGGGGUGUGCCGUCAUGGCGAAUGGGCGUAAGUGGACUGUGGAGAUUAGCCUUUCCCCUGCCGUGAUGCUCAUACAUGUUCUCACUAGUCCUGUUUGAACUUUACGAGAUACGAGUUACUGGUGGAACACUGGUUCUUGUAGUCUCAUGCAGGAGCAACUCCCUUCUGUCUUAAAUACUGACCUUUCCCACCAGGACCUGGCUGCUUCAUAGGCCUGGACAGCAUGAAUGAACUAGCAACUGGAGUGAAUUAUUGAUAAACACACAUGCUAGCCUUGCUCAUCUCUUCAGAGGAAUGAUUGUAAAACAUUGUACAUUUUAAAGCGUUGUAUAUUUUGGGUCUGGAUGCGCGGGAUCUUGAUGGAACAGACAUGAGCUCAGCCAGGGCAGCAUUAGUGUACAGGACGCAGCUCUGUUUGACAAGGGUGCAUAAAAAAGAACGCCAGUCGACAGCAGCCCCUCUCUUCUCCCCACACAGGCACUAUGCACAGAGAAGCUCGAGACUUGAACGUAUUAUGCAAGAGCGGAGUGAGGUAGGGUCAAGUAAAGUCUAGUCUCCAAUCAUAAUGCUGGCUAAAGUGUCUGUCUUCAGUAAAUUAUUAGCUCUCUAAAUGCCCCUACUUACUUUUUUUAACAUGCACUUUUCCCCUCCGUUUCAGUCUUAAUUCCAAAUGUACACUAUGUGGCCAGAUGAGGGGUAGCUGAUCCGAAAGCUGAGGCAGUUCUCACCUGUGUAAGGAGCUGUGAGAGACAGGGGGAGAGAGCGACAGACAGACAGACCGAGAGAGAGAGAGAGAGGGAGAGUAAGGGAGAGAUAAAGAGAGGAGAAGGGCUGCACUGUGAAUCUGUGGUAUGUCCUGCAAACAUGAAUUGCUGUCUACUUUUUGUUUUGUUUUUUUGUUUUUUUUUUAUUUUGUAAAAAAAGAAAAAACUUUUAAAAACACCCAACACUGUAUCAUCUCUAAUAAACUCUUAGAGAGGUUGGAAA